AUGGUAAUGAACCAACCUGACAUAGUGGUGGUGGACAAAGGGCAGAGGACAGCCGUGGUGGUGGACAAAGGGCAGAGGACAGCCGUGGUGGUGGACAAAGGGCAGAGGACAGCCGUGGUGGUGGACAAAGGGCAGAGGACAGCCGUGGUGGUGGACAAAGGGCAGAGGACAGCCGUGGUGGUGGACAAAGGGCAGAGGACAGCCGUGGUGGUGGACAAAGGGCAGAGGACAGCCGUGGUGGUGGACAAAGGGCAGAGGACAGCCGUGGUGGUGGACAAAGGGCAGAGGACAGCCGUGGUGGUGGACAAAGGGCAGAGGACAGCCGUGGUGGUGGACAAAGGGCAGAGGUCAGCCGUGGUGGUGGACAAAGGGCAGAGGACAGCUGUGGUGGUGGACAAAGGGCAGAGGACAGCCGUGGUGGUGGACAAAGGGCAGAGGACAGCCGUGGUGGUGGACGUGGCAAUUCCAAGCGAUGAUGCAAACGUAGAGGACGCAAGGAGCACUGAGCAGCUCUUGUGCAUUGGCCUGGCGUUCUGUUGGGGGUGGGUGACACUGGGUUUCUGUCGCUCGUGGUCAGAGUUCAGACAGGGGCUGGGUCUCGGUUCUCGGUCGUCGGCGAUGGCUGCAAGACUGGACCAAACUUUGUGGACGCUUUUCAUUGUCGUCAUAGUAACCUCGUCAGUAUCAGGUGAAGGCGACCGGGACCUUACGUUCUGUGGCACCUGGCAUCACGGGCAGGGCCCCUUGAGCCUGAACGUGAACCUGACCACGGGAUGCGACCGCGUGGUGUUCUCAGCCAAUCAGAGCGCCCUGUCUGUAACCGGGCAGAUCACGGUUUACUGCAGCAGCUCAGUCACCAUCCCACUCACACGUAUAGACCCGGCGAACGAGAUGACACCCUUCUGCGUGUACUGGGAGCCCCUCCAGGACCAGCUGAAGUUGAAGAUUGGCAGUGAAGUGCGUCCCCUGUGCUCCCCUGCUCCUCUCAAAGACCACUGCUGCACUCACCUGUCCUUUGGAGCCAACAGCCCUGAAGCAGCCUUUGGCAUCAUUAACGGCAGCAUCCAGAACGAUUUGAUCAGCUCCAAAAAAUACUCCUCCUAUGAAUUCAACGGAAGCUUCAUCAACUGUCGGGAGACCUUCUGUGAUAAAACCAGUCAGGGAUCGAACCAUCAAAACAUGCCAGGAGCAAAGCUGCACGGCACAGGGAGCGCUCAGAACCCAUGUGCCCAGAGAACUGUCCUGAGGCUGGAGGACAGUGACGGAGGCUACAAUGUGACCUUACCUCCACCAGAAGGUGUUGAACCAGAGGUUAUUCCUUCAAUCCAUUUACCCUCUGCUCUAAAGAAAGCUACACAAUCUAAUAAUGAAGUCAUCUGCACCUACUUCCGGAACAACUCACUAUUCCAGGAGGCUCCAACUAAUGGCAAAAUCCUCAGUGAUGUGGUCAGCAUCACCAUCGAAAAUGAAAUCAUCAAAGACUUAUCAGAGCCAAUCAAAAUAGGAUUCCACCACGAUGUUAUACCUAAAAGUCACUCAAGAAAAUGUGUUUCGUGGGAUGCCAGACGAGACCCCCUGAAGGUGAACUGGUCGAUGGAAGGCUGUGAAACACAAGCUAAAGGAGACACACAGACAGAAUGUCACUGUAACCAUCUGACUUUCUUCACUGUCCUCGUGCAACUGGAACCUAAACCAGUGCGCCAUCUGCUGGCCCUGACUGCUAUCACAUCUCUGGGCUGUGCUGUGUCGCUCAUCAGCUGCGUCGCUCUCAUCAUUUUCCUUUACAGAAAGAGUCGGCGUUCCAAAGAGCUUUCCAUCCCGAUUCACAUGGGCCUGGCCGUGUCUCUGGCCCUGCUCUACCUGCUGUUCUUCUUCACUGGAGUGUUGGCCAAUGUGUGUGAGAGCGUGUGUGGCUGGGUGGCGGCGGCCCUGCACUACGCUCUGCUCAGCUCCCUGACCUGGAUGGGCAUCGAAGUUUUUCAUACUUUCUGGUUGGUUCAGAUGGUAUUCAGCCCUGCUCCAAAAGCUUGGAUUUGGGACCUGGUUGGCUUCGCCGCACCAGCCAUUCCAGUAAUCAUCUUGGCAAUAAUCUCAGAUAUUUAUGGUCUGCGAGAGAUUCACCAAACUGAUGAUCCAACUCCAUACAAAAUGUGCUGGAUGAAAGACAACAACAAGGCGUUGCUGGCACACUACGUUACCAACCUGACGCUGGUGGCCGUCCUGGUCACCUCCGGACUGGUCAUGCUCCUCCUGGUCUACAGAGAGAUCCGGAACCGCGACGAGUGGAGACAGAACCGCGUGGCCUUCCUCAGCAUCUGGGGCCUAAGCUGCCUCUUCGGGACCAGCUGGAGCCUCACCUUCCUGGACUUCGGACCACUCACGGAUUUCAUUCUGUUCGUCUCCUGCAUCCUCAAUGCUUUUCAAGGCUUCUUCCUCAUGCUGCGGUUCUACAUGCUGGACUGGAUGAGGAAGCGGGCGGGAGGCUCCGUCUUGGGCAGCAGCAGCACCGGCUCCACCAGACAACACAUGCUGCAAACCCACGAAAAGAGCUGA
Messenger RNA from Knipowitschia caucasica, 2553 nucleotides. The record is from the annotation of a GenBank genome assembly. Lineage: Eukaryota; Metazoa; Chordata; Actinopteri; Gobiiformes; Gobiidae.